AGAGAGAGAGAGAGAGAGAGAUAGACGGGGGUGCAAAGUGUUCGCCGCCGCCGCCGCAGCCGCCGAAUGUCCGCCUCUUGGAGCCGCCGAUGAGCCUCUCGUCCGUGUGAGCGUGUGAGCACCUCUCCAGUCUCCAGUCUCCAGUCUCCAGUCUCCAGUCUCCAGUCUCCAGUCUCCAGUCUCCAGUUUCCGAGGCGUCCGGUCCCGAUCCACGGAUCCCACUAGCCGGGAAGGAGGGAGGGAGGGGGGCACUGCGCGUUUUUUCAGGAGCACCUGACACUUCCUGUGGCAGACCCACUCCUGGUGGAGCGUCAUGGCGCAGACCAACAGCGGCGGGCAGGGGACCAACGGUGUAGCGGACGAGUCCCCCAAUAUGAUCGUGUACAGAAAGAUGGAGGAAGUCAUCGCGCGCAUGCAGGAAGAGAAAAAUGGCAUCCCCAUCAGAACAGUGAAGAGUUUCCUCACCAAGAUCCCAAGUGUCUUUUCAGGUUCUGAUAUUGUACAGUGGAUGAUCAAGAACCUAGUCAUUGAAGAUCAAGUCGAGGCCCUUCACCUCGGAACGCUGAUGGCCGCACACGGAUACUUCUUCCCCAUCUCGGACCAUGUCCUCACUCUCAAAGAUGACGGCACUUUCUACAGGUUUCAGACUCCAUACUUCUGGCCCUCCAACUGCUGGGAACCAGAAAACACAGACUAUGCGGUGUACCUGUGCAAAAGAACGAUGCAAAACAAAGCCCGCCUGGAGCUUGCAGACUACGAGGCGGAGAGCUUAGCCAGGCUACAGAGAGCAUUCGCCAGGAAGUGGGAGUUCAUUUUUAUGCAAGCAGAAGCACAAGCAAAAGUGGAUAAAAAACGGGACAAAAUCGAGAGGAAAAUUCUGGACAGUCAGGAAAGAGCAUUCUGGGACGUGCACAGGCCUGUGCCUGGCUGUGUCAACACAACAGAAGUCGACAUCAAGAAGUCCUCAAGAAUGAAAAAUCCACACAAAACCCGAAAGUCGGUGUACGGCCUGCAGAACGACAUCCGCGCACACAGCCCCACCCACACCCCCGCCCCCGAGGCCAAGCAGCCCACAGAGGAGGAGCUGCAGGAGCAGAUCACAUUCUGGCAGCUGCAAUUAGACCGACAUCGACUGAAAAUGUCCAAAGUGGCGGAGAGCUUGCUGGGCUACACGGAGCAGUACAUCGAGUACGACCCCUUCCUCACGCCCCCAGACCCCUCCAACCCCUGGAUCACAGAUGACACCACGCUGUGGGAGCUGGAAGCAAGUAAGGAGCCCGGCCAGCAGAGGGUCAAGAGGUGGGCUUUCGGCAUCGACGAGGUUCUUAAAGAUCCUGUGGGGCGAGAACAGUUCCUCAAGUUCCUGGAGUCAGAGUUCAGCUCGGAGAAUCUCAGGUUCUGGCUAGCGGUCCAAGAACUAAAGAAACGUCCCAUCAGAGAAGUUCCCAGUCGGGUUCAGGAGAUCUGGCAGGAGUUUUUGGCACCGGGCGCGCCCAGUGCCAUCAACGUGGACUCCAAGAGCUACGCCAAAACCACCCAGAAUGUUAAAGACCCUGGACGCUAUGCCUUUGAGGACGCACAGGAACACAUCUACAAACUGAUGAAGAGUGACUCUUACAGCCGCUUCAUUCGUUCCAGUGCCUAUCAGGAGCUGCUGCAGGCCAAGAAAAAGAAAAGUAAGAAUCUCUUCUGAAAGAUGUUCCUUCCAGGAGAGACCCAGCGGGACCCGAGCGGUGCAGCGCUGCUGUGCCAUCACAAGAAGGAAAAGAAACAAAUCAACGCCACCUCUCUCUGGGCCAUGGAGAGCAGCCAUCAUCAUCAUCAUCAUCAUCAUCAUGGGGCCCAGCAGCCGUCUGUCCAGCAGGCGUUGCACGUCCACGGACACCAGACGCUCCUCCUCCUCCUGCUCCUCCUCCUCCUCUUGCAGCUGCUGAGGUUGUAAGAAGAAAUACAAAUGCUGGACUGUGAGAGACUUUCCCACCUCCAGCUGUAACAAAUGAUGUCAGAGAUACAAAGAAAUAAAACACACACAUAAAAAUAUCAGCUUCAAAGGAAGGCCGUCAAUUGCUUUAUGACAACGGAGACUUUGUCGCGGAGAGUGUUGUGAAUAUACAAUAUAUAAAUAUACACACCUAUAUUGUUAUGAUUGUUUAGUCUUCAUUUAGGAUAUUCCAUCAGCACAUUCUUGGUUUCCACCGCACUUUUGAAGUCACAGCAGGAUUCUCACCAGUAUGAUGUAAACAUUCCUCUGUUGUUCUCUGCAUUUAUUUUUAUAGCAUAUUUAAGGAUUAAAAGUUGCUUGUCAUCAUGUGGACGUGCUGGCCAGUGCACUGCACCUUGUCACCGUUAGAGGGGGCUAGAAGGUCACUGAGGAGAGCAGUGAGCUUCUAUUUCUUCUAUUUCUUCUAUUUCUACUUGAUUCUAUUCUAUUCCAAGGCAGUCGCACCAGUGAAAUAUUGAUAUUCUUAUAUACUUUUUCAAGUAUAUUUUUCUUAUUUUCCUCGUAUAUUCUGCUUCAUUUUCAGAGCAAGUUUCUUUUUCAUUGCUUUUCUAUAUUUUUUAGUUUCUCUUUCUGUUGCUUUCCUUUAUUCUAUUUUAGAUUUCCUCUAUUUCCCUUAAAAUUUUCUUUAGAGGAUGUUCAUCUUUUUUUUCUCUUCAAAAUAGGUUCUUUUUUGCAGUUAUACAUGUAUAUAUUUAAAAAAAUAUAUUCAUAUCUAUAUUUUAUCAAAUAAUAUUUUUUGUUCCUUUGGUUUCAUCCCCCAAUUUUUUAUUUUUUUUAGUUGUUUGAUUCCCAUGUUUUACUUUUUGGCAUUUUUGAAUCGCCUCCCUUUUCCCCAUGUUUUCUUCAUUUUUGCCAUUACUGUAUGUAGUGUUUACAUUUAUUUUGUUAUAUUUUUUGUUUUGGGCAUUUUUUUUUUGUUGCAAAAAACAAUUAUUUUAGUUUUUGGUCCUUGUUAAAAACUUUAUUUUGUUUACCUUUAUGAAUUUUCAUCUCCUCCCCUCACCCAUAUUUUCCCUUUUUAUUUUCUCUCCAAAGUUUUUUAUCUUCUUCUAAUUUGCUUUUCAGAGCAGGCGGUAUAUUUUUGUAUUUCAUUACUUGUAUUUAUUUUCUACUUCAGUUGUUUUCUUUUGUCAUUUUUGUAUUAAUUCCUUUUUUUUAUCAAAUGUUUUUCUUUGCAUUUUGUUCCCUUUUUUAUACUGUAUUGAAUUCUAUUAUAUUUUGUUGGCUUUUUUGUUUGUUUUUUGUUUUACUUUAUCCCCCUUUUUUUUUACAAGGUUUUCAUCUUUUUGGAAGUAUAUUUUUUAAUUAUAUUAUUUUUCAUUCAUAAUGAAUUUAUUUUGUCAUUUAUUUUUCUUUCCCAUGUAUUUUUAUUUCUUUCUUUUUUUUACAAAAAAUACUUUCAGUUUUUGUUUCCUUUUUACUAUUUUGUUUCUUUGGGAAGGCAUUUUUUCUCCAAUUCUACAUUUUUUUCAAAGUCCAAAAAAAAAAAAAAAGAUAAAUUGAUAUUUAAUUGCUUAAACCAUCAAGACUCUUCAUAAUAUUGCCUAAUAAAUGGCUAAUACAUUUUCUAAAAGUGCAAUCUCAGACAAUUAUAGUGUCCAUUUUGCCAGGAUUGCUUUAAAAGUGCUUCUCAAACUUCUUUCAGCGCCUCACAAAACACUCGGCUCUCCAAGUAAUGGCCGAGGUUCAAUUACAGUAGCACAGUAGGCCUAAGUAUUCAUAGAAAACAAGGCAGAUGUUUUAUUUAACAGGUAUAUUUCAUAUUUUUGGCCACUGUAACAGUACACACAGUUUGAACAGUAACACUGUGUUUGA
This is a messenger RNA of Entelurus aequoreus (snake pipefish), 3817 nucleotides long. It is a transcript of the gene rgs7a, whose product is annotated as regulator of G protein signaling 7a. Bases 314 to 1693 code for a protein of 459 amino acids. Lineage: Eukaryota; Metazoa; Chordata; Actinopteri; Syngnathiformes; Syngnathidae. The record is from RefSeq and is a predicted model, not a curated record. Gene Ontology annotation, biological process: intracellular signal transduction; G protein-coupled receptor signaling pathway; regulation of G protein-coupled receptor signaling pathway. The transcript has 18 exons.